UGGUAUAUUUUGCUAAUGCACGAUAUGUAAACUGAGAUAUAAAUGGGAUUAAUGCGGAAGUUAACGGUCAAAUGCCUCAAUGAACGGAAUAAACAUUAAAGAAUCUGAAGGAAAUAUUUAAAAUCGCACUUACUCAAGUAAAACUAGAUCCUCAAGAGUUGUAUCUUUUGCUUGAAAUACAUAUAUUUCUUUCAAACAAAUCGAUGCGAAUAGUCAAACAACAGUGAAGAUUAAACGCAAUAACCGUAACUAACCUGCUCGGUCUUGGAUUCGAUUCCAAACGAAAUUGUUGCGAUUUAAAGACUUUACCAAAAAUAAUAACAUUUCUGAUGAUCUAGGAAACUAACUGAUCAUAUUACGAUUAUCAGCAAAUAAAGAUGUGGACUACUUGGAGGACAGGAAAUUACAUAGUGCUAUUACUCGUGUUGAUUAAAGAGAGUAAGCAGAAUUAUAUGGAUGCGACUCGCUUGAUGAAGAAGCUGUUCGGUGAGGGGACUUACGAUAAAAGAGUUAUUCCCGCAAAUAAAACCACUGGUCAGAUUUCAAUUGCGGCCUCCAUGACGCCCCAGCAAAUUUUGGAUUUAGAUGAGAAGAACCAAAUACUGAGAACCAUCAUAUUUGUUGACUUUAUGUGGCCAGAUGAGCGGCUUGUUUGGGAUCCCAGUGAUUACGGGGGUGUAGACCACGUCCUUGUCCCUAACGAGAUGGUCUGGAAGCCAGAUAUGAUUAUGCGAAACAGCGCUGGCAUGAGGAUGUUCUUUGCGUCUAAGUUUGACGUCAGCGAAGUGAUCGUAUACAGUGAUGGGAAAAUAAACUGGUAUCCUUUACUUCUCUCUGAAACCGCUUGCAAGAUUGAUGUAGAGCUAUACCCAUUCGACUACCAAGAAUGUGAAUUUCUUGUCGCACCUUGGAGCUAUGACGUCACGGUCAUGAACUUUUCGUUUGGUUCAGAGCCACUCUCCACGAAAUAUAUACAGCAGAAUAACGAGUGGCACGUUCUUGGGAGCGAGGUCGUGUUUUAUUUGGAGCAUUUUGACUGCUGUCCAGAGGCGUAUGCUACGAUGAAAUUCAUUUUAAAGUUAUAUAGAAGAGCGUCUUUUUACACCAUAUCACAAAUUAUCCCCUGUAUACUACUGACGAUAUUGACAACAAUGGUGUUUUUGCUGCCCCCAGAAUCUGGCGAAAAGAUAUCAUUGGGUGUAGCUGUGUGGACGUCGCUAGUCGUCUUCCUAUUAAUCUUAGUAGAGCUUAUUCCAAGAAGUGCAACAAAGACACCAAUUUUAGGUAUGUACUUCACGAUAACUCUAGUGUUAGUUACACUUUCAUUGGCACUCUCUGUCAUAACAACCCGAAUCCAUUUUGGAGGUCAUGGAAAAGAUGUUCCCCCAUUCCUUAAAUGGUUUACGUUCACAGUUCUGGCGAGGGCCUUGUGCAUGACAUGCAGUAACAAUAAGAAGAAACACAAACACGGAGGAAUAUACGAGCCUCAACGAGAGUCCUUACUGAACACGGGAUUCGAAUUUUAUGACUUAAUAAGAAGAGCGAAAAUCUGUUCGACUAACAUUAAGCUUACUCCAACCAAUAAACACACGAGCACACCCGGACCAACGCCAAUCAACCGCGUUGAUAAUAUCGAGAGUCUGAGAAUAUUGAAAGACAUACGGAUGUAUUUAGAAAUAUUUUUCGCCCGUGAUAUGGAAGACAAAUCGCAGGCAUCAAUUAAGGAUGAGUGGAGACGGACUGCUAUGGUUUUUGACAGAUUAUGGUUGUUUGUGUAUAUAACAACCAUUAUGAUGUGCGUCAUGAUAAUAAGUCUCACCUAUUUCAGUUGAAGUUUCAUCUUUAUUUUUAUACCAUGUGUUAUAAAAUAUAAGACUUCAUGUGUCAGAGACGCACAAAGUGGCACACCUAGCCUCAAAGAGAUAGUCGACCUGACCGAGAGGCAUGUCUAUCGAAGGACAAUGGUCAUAUUAUAAAAUGUUUAAUCAACUACAGCAUCAUAUUAUAUCACCGACAACACGCCAAAAGUAUCAACACCAUGGUAACAUUUAGUGUACAUGUAUAUGGUAUAUGAAACAAAAUCUACCUUCGAAGUACUAAUCCAUGACAUUGAUGUAUUGAAAAUGUACAAUUUUAACAACAGACGAAAAAUGUUUACUGUCUCAUUUUCCAGCCAAGUAAUUACAAUGUGUUUCAUAUGGUUUUGUAGAAUGAAGUCAUUGUGAAUUACCUAGUGGGGAAUAUCAGUGACCCGUCUCUUCUUAUGCAAACUCAUCCUUGGGCCUUUUCAUUAGCUCAUAUGGGUUGCUAUAAUUACAGUCAUCUGUUUUGGGUCAUUUUGCGCAUUUCGGUUAUAACCCCGGUCAUAACUCAAGAUUAUUCUUGCUUGCUUGAAAUUGGUACAGUUAACAAUGCUGCCUAUUUAUGAAAGACAACAUAAAAUGAUAUAAGAUAAUAAUUAUAGAUAUAAUAACUAUUAAAUUACUAAUUACAAUUAUGUGUUAAACAUAUACAUUUGGCUACAAUCCAGUCAUUCGAUCGUCAGAAACAUACAAUAGCCUUUACAAGCCUAUGUAAAGUGAAAUCACUUACGUUGGAUACGUAAAUUCAGUUUGAAAUUAGUCUAGGUGUUAGAUGUCUCAUAAUCACUUUUCUAAAUAGCAUGAGGGGAGAGC
Molecule: messenger RNA, 2675 nt
Organism: Owenia fusiformis
Lineage: Eukaryota; Metazoa; Annelida; Polychaeta; Sabellida; Oweniidae
Source: the annotation of a GenBank genome assembly